Chanos chanos (milkfish) is the source of this 636-nucleotide messenger RNA. RefSeq names its product biogenesis of lysosomal organelles complex-1, subunit 3 (gene bloc1s3). The transcript has 2 exons. The coding region runs from base 25 to 612 and encodes 195 amino acids. The record is from RefSeq and is a predicted model, not a curated record. Gene Ontology annotation, cellular component: BLOC-1 complex. NCBI's taxonomy places the organism in Eukaryota, Metazoa, Chordata, Actinopteri, Gonorynchiformes, Chanidae.
UCUUGCACUGAGAGGUGGGGCACCAUGGCAAGCAACAAAUUCCAAAUCGUGGUGCAGGGGGAAGCCUCUGAAACGGAUUCGGAUGACGAGGUGUACAUCACCUCACUGCCGUCUGAACAUGCUUCUGCCUCCGGUCUGAAAGUUCCUGGAGAAGCAUCAGAAACGGACAGUGAGGGAGAAGUUGAAAAGGCUUGCAAACGUGUCUACGCCGCAAGUUCAGAAAACGUUCAAAUGCUUCGAAAAGACUUACCACCUCUAAUUGUGAUCCGAAACACCCCUGAUUUAUUCGCCGAGGCGCAAGACAAGUCUUUGGCGAGGCCUGACGUUAGUGGACAAUAUAACACUUUGCUACAGCAGAAACUGCAAGAGAGCAAUACUCGUCUUUGUAACGAUGUGACUCAAACUCUAAAGCAGGUAUAUAAUGGUGCAACGAGGGACAUUCGGAUGGCUACGACUAAUCUUAAUAAUUCCCAGAAUGGUAUCAUUAACGCCUCCCAUAGCAUUCGUCUUAUUCUGGAGGACCUCCGAUCUGUUUCUGAGAAGAUAGACAUUAUCACGAGUUGUAAUUUACUCCCAGACAUUAAUUUAACCACUCCCGUCAGUGGGCAAUGAAAUGAUUUGGCAACACUUGACAGG